This is a messenger RNA of Zootermopsis nevadensis, 5258 nucleotides long. RefSeq names its product Muscle LIM protein at 84B (gene Mlp84B). Gene Ontology annotation, biological process: muscle tissue development; sarcomere organization. Gene Ontology annotation, molecular function: actinin binding; structural constituent of muscle. Lineage: Eukaryota; Metazoa; Arthropoda; Insecta; Blattodea; Termopsidae. Gene Ontology annotation, cellular component: cytoplasm; Z disc; nucleus. The record is from RefSeq and is a predicted model, not a curated record.
GCUCUGGGAGAGAUGUAAGAAGUGCCGUGUGCAAAGACCUGAGUGCAAAAGACUACGAGACGCGAGUAUCUCCCGGUGCCAUUCGAAUUACAUUUUACCGCAGUGGUAGUCAAGUGUCUGGAAGGCAAGUCUAGCCCCAGCCGAAUCUAAGCAAGUGCUUACUCGCAUUCCAGUCAUCUAGCUACCCAACGACAAACCGACAAGGUCAGAAAAGUAAUCCCCGCCAUUAAAAAUGCCUUUUAAGCCUGUGGAAAACCCCAAGUGCCCCAAGUGCGGCAAGUCUGUGUACGCUGCUGAGGAGCGAGUCGCAGGAGGGCUGAAAUGGCACAAGAUGUGCUUCAAGUGUGGCAUGUGCAAUAAACUUCUGGACUCCACCAAUUGCUCUGAGCAUGAAGGUGAGCUGUUCUGCAAAGUGUGCCAUGCACGCAAAUAUGGCCCCAAGGGAUACGGAUUUGGUGGUGGUGCCGGUUGCCUUAGCAUGGACCAGGGAGAACAUCUCACCAAGGAAUCUGAAUCUAUCGUGAACCAUGCUGUGCAGGAGCCGAAGGCCAUCGCUCAGGCCCCCGAAGGUGAGGGUUGCCCUCGCUGUGGCGGCUUUGUGUAUGCUGCUGAACAAAUGUUGGCACGAGCCCGAGGCUGGCACAAGGGCUGCUUCCGAUGUAAUAAUUGCAAUCGCACGUUGGACUCCACGACACAUUGUGAUGGCCCAGAUAAAGAGAUAUACUGUAAAGUUUGCUACGCUAAACGAUAUGGGCCACGUGGAAUUGGGCGUGGAGGAGGGUCAAUAAUAGGGCUCACAUCAGAUGUAUUGGAUGAGAGUGAAGCGCCCAGGACAACGGUGAUUGAUACAGCUGUUAUCAAGGCCCCUGCUGGCCAGGGAUGUCCACGAUGUGGUGGUGUUGUUUAUGCUGCUGAACAAGUGCUUGCUAAGGGCAGAGAAUGGCAUCGUAAAUGUUUCAAAUGUCACGAUUGCACCAAGACCUUGGAUUCGAUUCUAGCAUGUGAUGGACCUGACCGUGAUGUCUACUGCAAGACUUGCUAUGGAAAGAAAUUUGGCCCACACGGUUAUGGUUUUGCAUGUGGUUCAGGAUUCCUGCAGACUGAUGGACUUUCGGAGGAAGAGAUCUCAAGUUUUCGGCCCUUUUACAACCCUGAUACGACAUCAAUCAAAGCUCCAGCUGGUCAGGGUUGUCCUCGAUGCGGUGGUGCCGUAUUUGCCGCUGAACAGCAGCUGGCUAAAGGAACGAUGUGGCACAAGAAAUGUUUCAACUGCGCAGACUGUCAUAGACCACUGGAUUCAGUGCUAGCAUGUGAUGGCCCAGACCGUGAAGUAUACUGCAAGGCAUGCUAUGGGAAGAAAUUUGGGCCUAAGGGCUUCGGUUAUGGUCAUGCUCCUACACUUGUGUCUACCAAUGGAGAAUCAACCAUCACUUAUCCUGACACCAAACCUACUACAGGGUUGAAAGCACCUCUAGGAAAGGGCUGUCCACGAUGUGGUUAUCCUGUAUAUGCUGCUGAACAGAUGAUCAGUAAAACUAGGAUCUGGCAUCGACGCUGCUUCAGCUGUGGAGACUGCCGUCGCUCUCUGGACUCCACCAACUUAAAUGAUGGUCCAGAUGGAGAUAUCUAUUGCCGCAGCUGCUAUGGCCGGAAAUUUGGGCCCCAUGGCGUAGGUUUUGGCAUAGGUGCUGGAACCUUAACUAUGGCUUGAACAUACUACCACUGUUCCUCAUAUCCAAUAAUAGACCCCUUGAAUGCGUGCUGUAAGUCAAGUUUUUCUUCUGUAUCUUUCAACUAUUUUAAUUUCUUACUAAAUAUUCAUAAAGAUCCAAAAGGAAACAUAAGAUAUUUAAUUUUGUAGUGUAAUGCAAUACUUGAAAUCAUAUUGGAAUAAUCUGAUCAACUUAUGUUUUUAUGGAGCAUAAAACUCAUUUGCUAUGUAUGUAAAUCUACGUAUGCGCAGUAUAUCCCAUAUAGCUUCUUCUAACGUCAUUUUUUGUCUCAAAUGUCCAUGGCUUACAUUACUAGCUAUGAAUCGCAUUAUAUUGAUCAGAAAUAUGGAACAAUUCGUAUUCUAACAAAAAUAUUAUGGAAUGCUUUUAUUAAUAUAUUACGUAAUAAUAUUGAAGUGGGCUUUCAGACAGUGCUGAGCAUUUAAUAUUUGAUUUAAGUCCAUGGAUGUGGUUGGAAAAAAUUGUAUUCAAACAUGUUGCAACAACACAGUGAUUGGACAAGUAUGAAGCGAUAAGAAGAUGAAAUGCCGGGAACGUUGCAAUCAUUGCCUGUAAUUUUUUCUUUCUAUUUAAGAGUACAAAUAUCUGUCAGUUUAGGAGAAGUUACUUUUCACAUCCUGUUGAUGUCUCUUUCUUUGCUUUCAAAACUUCUGUGUUGUGAAUGUGUACUUCUUUUUGGGGUCAAAAAGGUAUGGAAGGUAAGUGAUGUUUUAACCUUGUCUUGUCGCAUUACAGUUAUAUGUGUGUGUUGGAGCAUUCCGCAAUUUGGACUUGUCCGAUCACUGUGCAGAACAACAUAGUUCCUGAAGAUUUUUUCAGUCACAGAUAACCCUUAUAGUAACCAUACGUCGCUUGCACUCAAUAUUAUACAGCAAGCAGAUAUUUUGUAGAUUAAAAGUUGAACAUAAUGUUUGUGUGAAUGAAUAUAAUAGCACAACCAUUCAGGUUGAGUAUUCUAGUCAAUGAGACCUGAAUAUAUAGGCUGUUUCACAAAGGAUAAUCUUUAUUCUUUUCAUGCAUAUUUUAUUAAAUGUCUGACGUGAAUGUUCUUUGAAAGUAUUUUAUCAUCUAAUGCUGAGAUCAACAUGAGUUUCUGCACUGGAGAACCCUUGAAAGAUCUUAGGAAGUUUCCAUAACCAUGGCAUAAGUCUUGUAAAUGGUGUUUUCUAUGACCGGUAUGGGAAACGUCAUUCAUAAGACAUCAACAUCAGAAUGAAUUACAGAGUUAAAAUCAAGACAUAUGAUGAAUCAUGCGGGAUCAUUCUUAAGCAGUACCAUUGUUGUAAGGUGCUGCAGUGUUGUUUAAUUUAUUUGAGCAGAAAAUUUUUGUCACCUUGACCAGGGAUUGAACCUGGGUCUCAUGCCCCCCAUGCGAGGGAGUGGGAGACUAAGGUGACAUUAUUUUUUUCUUAAAUCAACAUUACAGCAGCAGGACAGUCUCAGAAAGUUUCAUUCAGUGUAAGAUCGCCGUCUUCUUUUACAGAAGAAGAAAAUAAACUAUCGCAUUGACAACAGUGAUAUAUUCAUCAUGUAUAUAAAGCUAAAAUUUGUAUCUUUAUGACCAUCCAGUUUAAGAUAUUUAUGUCAAAUAUUUUUAAAAAAGAGAGCAAUUAAAAGAAAGGUUUUCAUUUUGGGAAUACCCUGUAUAGAUAGUUACUAAUGCAAGUUCUUUGUAAAAACAAAACACUGCAAUAUGAAGUAGAUCAUACGGAAUACUAUACUAUAUGCAAAUGUUUGUCUCAGAAUUAAUUAUAUGCAAUAACAUUGUGGAUUUAAACAUACUAACAAACUAGAGAAUUCUUGCAAGUAUUGAUUGAUAUGAACAGCUGUAAAUUCUGCAUUAUAUGCAAGAAUUCAUUGUUUAAUUUUACUGUUAUUUAAUUUUUAAGGAUUUUAUUAUUGCUUCUGGUCAGCUUCUCACUUUAUUUGAAUUUGCCCUGUUUAAUUACACCAGAACACACACAUAAGCAUUAUAGCAUUUACAGUAAUAUGUAUACCAGUAACACAAUGAAGACCGGAGCCUUCCUACCACAAAUUCCAUUUUUAGUGUAGUAACGUCUUAAAAUUUGAACAGCGCUGUUCAUCUCAAGACAUGUAUGGAGGUCAAUUCUGAAAGUUUGUGACGAUGGUGCGUUGUUGAAUUAAACUGUUUUCUGGAUAUUAUCCGUCGUCCAAGACUAAAUAAAAUCAAUAAAAAACACGACGUUUCGGAGAUGAGAGUCAAUCUCUGUCUUCAGGUAUGGAGGACCUUAUACAAGGAAGUUGAAUACACUCUACACCCAGCAACUAAACUCUCAAGCUUUGGAAAUUUUACCAGAGCAAGUUUAUUUAGACGACUAAGUUAAUGACGAUAGAGUAUGUUAAUUAUUCCUCAUAAAAUGUAAACCCUUUACUACAGGAAUAAGUGGUUCAGAUUCCAAAGGAAAGUAAAUACAUUUUGCUUGCACAAAUAGAGUAUAAUUUAAAUAAAGUUGAUGCUGAAAGUUAUUACCUAUUCUUAUAUAAUUACAGUUGGAAAGUAUUGCAAAACACGGAGAGAACAUGUAUAGUAGCAGUGGUGAAGGUGUUCAUAUUAUGUCUGAAGCUUAAAUGUUUUUCACAAUAAUUGACACAAGUCUGCGAGUGCAAACAUAGUAAAAAUUUCUCUAGUAAUGCUGGCAAAAGUGGGCCAAACCAACUUGAUUGCCAUGAUGAUAAUCCAGGACUAACUUCAGAUACAACAGCUCAUGUAAGUAAUAUUAGAAGUUACCUUUAUUACGACUACCAAACACAGAACUAGGUUUGUAUAUAACUGUUCUUUUACAAUCCCAUUUGGUAUAAAUUUAUAUUAUCAUUUCAGACUUACCUGAUCUGAAAACUUUAUUUUAUAAGGUUAUAUGCUGAGUGGUGGUAAGAUAAACUUACGUUGUCUGGAAAACAAUUUAUCAACACUGGUAUAUAUAAGGUAUACAUUUUUAAGGUAGAAUUCAUCAUGCCAUAAAAGAGGCUGUAUAAAGAUACUCUCAAAUUAAAUAAUCUAUGGCAGGAUUAAAUUGUCUGAAGCGAAACCUGGACUUCACUAUGAAUAAAUACAAAAAAUAUAAAUAAAAAAAAAAUCACAUUAAAAUGAAAUGAAAAAUCACGGAUCAUGACUAAGGGAACAAAACCAAGCAAAGUGUUCACUGUUUUUCUUCUCUUAUCAUUUCUUGUCCUUUCCUUGUUUCUUCUUUAGAAAGCUUCAAACGACCAGGCCCGAAUUUUCUGGCCUGUGAAUAAUAUACACCAUGUAAGGUAAUUACUACUGAAUAAUGUAACUUACAGAAAACUGUAUAAUUUUAAUCUCUUUAAUUAGCCUUUUCUUGCUUCACUUUGCUUUGAUAAUGAUGGAGAGUGUUUAUGAUGUGCGUGAUGGUGAUUUGUGCAGUUCAGUGGCAGGUUCUUUGGAGUAAUUGCUUUUUGCAUUUGUUAUCACAUUGUUAUUACUCUUGUCUAGAUUGUACCUAAAUGUAUGAAAAGUAAUGCAAAUAAAAAAGUGGUCCAACAAAA